Molecule: messenger RNA, 428 nt
Organism: Lactuca virosa
Lineage: Eukaryota; Viridiplantae; Streptophyta; Magnoliopsida; Asterales; Asteraceae
Source: the annotation of a GenBank genome assembly
UAAGAAAAUGAAGCACAUCCAUUCACUUAAAUUCCACACUUGGUUUUUUGUCAUUAUUGUUUUCUUGGUUCUUAGCCAUGGUGGAAGUCUUCAUCCUCAUCAUUUCAUGCAUGGAGAGAAGAUAACUCAUGGUGAUCACCAAAUUCAUUCACACCCCAAGAAGCAAAAAUAUGAAGAAUUAUAUCCAACAGGGUCAAACAUACCAGAUUGCUCACACGCUUGUGGGCCAUGUUUUCCAUGCAAAAGGGUGAUGAUAGGCUACAAGUGUCCGAUGACCGAAUCAUGCCCAGUCAUUUAUAGAUGCAUCUGUAGAGGCAGAUACUAUCAUGUUCCAUCAAACUAAGUAUAACUUCUUUUUUUGACUUGUAAUAGGGGAAUUGUUUGGACUAAUCUAAGUUUUUAAUUUUUUUUCGAUCAAUUUAUGGAAC